CUGAGCUUUACAGAUCAUAAGUCGAAUUACGAUCUCGUGUAGCUUGUAGUGGGGAGGAAUCGAAAGUCGGUCUGGAAGGAGUUGUGCACAAGCUUGUAAACAAAGCUAAAACAAGGGGCAGACAGGGGCCCAAGCUCCCUAGCCCGCCAUCAAGCUCGAAACACCCCGCAAACCGUCACACAAGUCAAGAUGGAUACCCCAACGAGCAUUCAGCAGCCACAAGGCCAACUUGCUUCGAGCAGCUUGCCCAUACUUGAUCCAGCACAGGCGCAUACCUUCAUCAAGCCGGUAAAACGAAUUCAUGAGGGUCAAGAUGUCCCCGCCUUUCUUACUUCGCAAGCCUAUCGUGAUAUCGGCAUCUUCGUCAUGCAACUCAACAUAGCUGUAUGUCCCAGAAAGACGGAUGUCUCCAAUAGAAAUCAAACAUGGGCCCUUGAUUCGCCGAUGUCUCAUUCCGAGCCAGUGCGGAAGCUACAGGCAUUACUCCAGAGCAUAGACUCCAUCAUCGAAGAAGCUCCACCAGAUACUGGACCCCGAAGAUUUGGCAACGUCGCUUUCAGAAAGUGGUAUGAACUUCUAGAAGGGCGGGUUCGGACUCUACUAGAAACUCAUCUACCCAAGCCUGUUCUAGAAUUUAGCACCAACUUGGAUGGUGGUGUGUCGGUUCUGGAUGAACUUAUCCCGUACCUUUUAGGUGGGUUUGGAAGUGCUCAAAGGCUGGACUAUGGCACAGGUCAUGAACUUAGUUUUCUUGCAUUUCUGGGCUGCAUCUGGAAGCUUGGUGGUUUCGCAAAGGAAGUCUCAAUCAAUGGUGAUGUGGAGCGAAGUAUUGUCAUUGGUGUUAUCGAGCCAUACUUGAGAGUGGUCCGCCGUCUCAUCCUGACUUACACGCUAGAGCCAGCUGGUUCUCACGGGGUGUGGGGAUUAGAUGAUCAUUCAUUCUUACCUUACAUUUUUGGUUCAUCUCAGUACAGUCCCGCUAUCAAAGAUGGCGAUGCUAUGCCACUUGAAGGGUCUCUCUCAGGAACUCCCAAUCCAGGGGAUAUCACGAAGAAGAAUAUCGUAGAUAGAGAAAGGAAGCACAACAUGUACUUUUCAGCGGUUGGCUUCAUUAACGAUGUCAAGACUGGUCCAUUUUGGGAGCACAGCCCCAUGUUGUUCGACAUAUCUGGGGUACCGUCAGGUUGGGGCAAAAUAAACAAGGGCAUGAUAAAAAUGUAUAAUGCAGAAGUGCUGUCGAAGUUUCCGGUCGUACAGCAUUUUCCUUUCGGCUCUUUGUUCUCCUGGAACCAAGAUCCCUUGGCUACACAGGCCACGACGACAGUCCAUAUGGCUAGUCAACCAGCUUCUCGAUCGAGUUCUGCUCGUAAUUCAACGACUCCCUCAAGCUCGGACGCGACUAAAGCACCGUGGGCCGCGGGGAGAGUGGGACCCGCGACAAGUCAGCCUAGCAGUGGGGUGACGCCAUUGAGAGCCCCAUGGGCAACAGAUGGAGGUAGUGGUAGAACUGCUGGAGGAGCUUCGAUGCCACCUCCGUGGUCUGAUGGGCCGACCAGAGCCCCUUGGGCUAACCAAAAACCUUCCAAGGACUGAAAAGGAGAAGAGAAAUGCGAGAAGAGCAAGGUACAUUUGCAGCAUUUAGCGGGGCGUCUGGUGGUUAAGGACGCGUCGUCCCGUACUUAGAUUGCAUUAGUGGCGUUCCUUCGGACUGUUAAAAUGUAAACAGUCCCCAUGUCUUUCAGUAUCUAGAUCACUGUACGAAGAAAUGCACCACAGAGACGUCGAAUGCAUAGGUGUCAACUUCGAAUUGUUACACCUAACGAGUAAGAUCGUGCAUGAACAUCUGGUUUCGAGCAUGAUCCCAAG
Messenger RNA from Mollisia scopiformis, 1866 nucleotides. RefSeq names its product serine/threonine-protein phosphatase-like protein 2A activator 1. Gene Ontology annotation, cellular component: cytoplasm; protein phosphatase type 2A complex; nucleus. The transcript is spliced from 4 exons. Gene Ontology annotation, molecular function: peptidyl-prolyl cis-trans isomerase activity; protein tyrosine phosphatase activator activity. NCBI's taxonomy places the organism in Eukaryota, Fungi, Ascomycota, Leotiomycetes, Helotiales, Mollisiaceae. Gene Ontology annotation, biological process: mitotic spindle organization. The coding region runs from base 190 to 1593 and encodes 467 amino acids. The record is from RefSeq and is a predicted model, not a curated record.